UUUAGUUCGUUUUUUUCCAUUCAACUGAUAGGGUUGCUUAUUGCUUGUGAUAAAGUAAAGUAAAUUUUCCACAACUACAAAGUCAAGAUGGCUGCAUUUUUGAAGGCUUCCAGAUUAAUGGGUUCUUUUGGUCAGACCCGUUUCUUCAGCUCAAAAAUCAAUGAAGUGGUAAUUGUGUCCGCUGCCCGUACUCCAAUGGGCAGUUUCCAAUCACAAUUGGCUCCCCUUUCUGCCACGCAAUUGGGUGCUGUGGCUAUUGAAGCAGCUGUACAAAGAGCUGGCAUUAGCAAGGAAGAUGUCCAAGAAGUUUAUAUGGGCAAUGUAGUGUCGGCCGGUUUGGGUCAAGCUCCCGCCAGACAAGCUGCCAUAUUCGCUGGUUUGCCUAAGAAUGUCUGUUGCACAACCAUCAAUAAGGUAUGUUCAUCUGGCAUGAAAGCCGCCAUGAUUGCCAGCCAGUCUUUGAUGUUGGGGCAAGCUGAUAUUGUUGUAGCCGGUGGCAUGGAAUCCAUGUCCAAUGUUCCAUACUACUUGAAACGUGGCCAAACUCCUUAUGGCGGUGUUAACCUCAUCGAUGGUAUUGUUUUCGAUGGUUUAUGGGACGUUUACAAUAAAUUCCACAUGGGAAACUGUGCUGAAAAUACUGCCAAGAAAAUGGGCAUCACCCGUCAAGAUCAGGAUGAUUUCGCCAUCACCUCCUAUAAGCGCUCUGCCAAGGCCUGGGCUGAUAAGGUCUUCGAAGCUGAAAUUGCCCCUGUAACCAUUCAACAAAAGCGCAAAGCCGACAUCAUUGUUGCCGAAGAUGAAGAAUACAGACGUGUCAAUUUCGACAAGUUCGGCAAACUAGCAACUGUUUUCCAAAGAGAAAAUGGCACUGUAACAGCUGGCAAUGCCUCAACCUUAAACGAUGGCGGUGCAGCUUUGGUUCUAAUGACUGCCGACAAAGCAUCCCAAAUGAACAUGAAACCUUUGGCUCGUGUUGUGGCUUUCCAAGAUGCUGAAACUGAUCCAAUUGAUUUCCCCAUUGCUCCAGCAUUGGCUAUUCCCAGAUUAUUGGAGAAGGCUGGCAUUAAGAAAGACGAUGUUGCCAUGUGGGAAAUCAAUGAAGCUUUCUCAUUGGUCGUUGUAGCCAACAUGCGUAAAAUGGAUGUUGAUCCCAGCAAAAUAAACGUGCAUGGUGGUGCUGUCUCUCUAGGCCAUCCCAUUGGUAUGUCUGGUGCUCGUUUGAUUACUCAUUUGUCUCAUGCUCUUAAGACCGGAGAAUACGGUUGUGCUUCUAUUUGCAAUGGUGGUGGCGGUGCCUCAUCAAUUUUGGUACAGAAAUUGUAAAUUAAAACAAAAAAACUAAUCAGGCGAUGAUGACUUUUCAAAAGUGCCUUUAAACCAGUCUUGCAUUUAAAUUGUAUAUCUAUUUUUAUAUAAAAUUUAUUAUUAAUUAUGUAAUCAUCUACUAUGUUGAUCGUAUGUUUUCUAUGUUCUAUUUUUUUAAUACAAUGUAUUUAAAUAAAUUUAAGCAUAAAUAUUUCAAAA
Molecule: messenger RNA, 1527 nt
Organism: Calliphora vicina (urban bluebottle blowfly)
Lineage: Eukaryota; Metazoa; Arthropoda; Insecta; Diptera; Calliphoridae
Gene: Acat1
Product: Acetyl-CoA acetyltransferase 1
Exons: 1
Coding region: 88-1326 (412 amino acids)
Biological process (GO): fatty acid beta-oxidation
Cellular component (GO): mitochondrion
Molecular function (GO): acetyl-CoA C-acetyltransferase activity
Source: RefSeq, a predicted model, not a curated record